UGAAAACAGUAUCCUACACUAUAGCGACACUUGGGAGUUGGGUCCAUUGAAACACCACAAUGGCUGCAACAUUCAUCUCUCGCAUCUCUCUUCUUCAACUAAACCCUUCUCUUUCUCUUACACCCCAUCACUCUCCAUUAACCCACCAACAACAAUUUCCCUCAAAUUUACGUUUUGUGGCUAAAAGGGCGAAAGGGGUUGUACUAAAAGCUUCUUCAGGUGUAUUGGAAGUCAAUUCCAAGCAACCCUUUUCAGUUGAAAAAUCUAAUGAUCCAAUUGUUGUUAUUGAUAACUAUGAUAGCUUUACGUAUAAUCUUUGUCAGUAUAUGGGAGAGUUAGGAUUUCACUUUGAGGUCUACCGAAACGAUGAGUUGACGGUGGAGGAGUUGAAAAGAAAAAAUCCAAGAGGAGUGCUGAUAUCACCUGGGCCAGGAACACCUCAAGAUUCAGGCAUAUCUUUGCAAACAGUUUUGGAACUUGGACCAACUGUACCUGUGUUUGGUGUGUGCAUGGGGUUGCAGUGCAUGGGAGAGGCUUUCGGCGGGAAAAUCAUUCGCUCUCCUUCUGGUGUGAUGCAUGGAAAAAGUUCUCUGGUUUAUUAUGACGAGAAAGGAGAAGAUGGAUUACUUGCUGGACUACCAAAUCCUUUCUUGGCUGGAAGAUAUCACAGCCUUGUAAUUGAAAAGGAGAGCUUUCCUCAUGAUGAACUUGAGGUAACAGCAUGGACUGAAGAUGGUCUCAUAAUGGCUGCUCGCCACAAGAAAUAUCGGCAUUUGCAGGACACAGACACGUAUCAGACAGCGAAUAUGUCUUCAAUUUUGAAGUGACGAUACUGCGUAGUUAAUGAACAAUUUUAUCACGAGGGUGUUCAGUUUCAUCCAGAGAGCAUUAUAACCCCUGAAGGCAUGACAAUUGUCCAUAACUUUGUGAAGCUUAUAGAGAAAAGGGAGGCUGCUAGUUCUUGAAACAAUGCUGAAUGCUUAAAAUAGUUUGAAGUUAUAUGUAAACCAAAAUAGAAUUAAUAAAAGAAAUAAUUAUUUUGGUAACCUAUUUGUCAACUAGUUUAAAAUUUUGAAGCAAAACAUGGCAGGGAAAAUAAUCUUGGCUGAUACAUAGGAUUUCCCUGAAACCUAUAGGAAUUAUUGAAGUGUAUGUUGCUUCUCAUGUUUGUGAUAAUUUUUUAGUAGUUCUUAGUUA
This is a messenger RNA of Cicer arietinum (chickpea), 1197 nucleotides long. RefSeq names its product anthranilate synthase beta subunit 2, chloroplastic-like. Gene Ontology annotation, cellular component: cytosol. Gene Ontology annotation, biological process: L-tryptophan biosynthetic process. Gene Ontology annotation, molecular function: anthranilate synthase activity. The record is from RefSeq and is a predicted model, not a curated record. Lineage: Eukaryota; Viridiplantae; Streptophyta; Magnoliopsida; Fabales; Fabaceae.